UCAAAUCGGGAUGUUUGUUCUCAUCUGGGCGACUUUGCUUUUCUCUGUAAGAGGCAGCAAUGCAGACACAGGAGCAUCAGUGGAGAAAAGAACACACUGUCAAAGUGAUUUCUGUAUCACUCUUAAUGAAGGAGAAACAACAGCAGAGGCUGGACUCUGUGUUGUGAUACCGUGUUCUUUCACCACUAGUUAUGGCUUCACACCCCAAAAUAUAAUUUGGUACAAAUGUGAACAAUCUAAACCAAGAUGUGUUGAUUCAGACGUAAUAUUCCAAACUAACAACAACAGACAAGUUCAGUCUGGGUCUGAAGGACGAGUGUCACUAUUGGAGCCUGACGUGAGUCAGAAGAACUGCAGCAUCAUCAUCAGUGACCUCACUGAGUCAGACUCUGGAUCAUAUCAGCUCAGAGUUACUGGUGUCACCUGGUAUGAGAGGGCAGAGGGAUUUACAUUCUCUCCAAGAGCAACUGUCUCUGUUACAGAUCUGAUCCAGAAGCCCACAGUUAUGGUUCCUCCACUAACAGAGGGACAGCAGACCACACUGACAUGCACUGCUCCUGGUCUCUGCUCUGGAUCUGAUCCUGAAAUCACCUGGCUGUGGAGAGGACCAGGACAGAACGACUCUCACAUCACAGGAAACAUCACUGCUUUCAAGACUGAGAAUCUGACUGCUGUCACACAAAGACACAGCUCAACUUUGAUGUUUAACUCUUCAGCUGAACACCACGGCACCAAUGUCACCUGCAGGGUCAGGUUCACAAAUAACAUCACUACAGAGGAGACAGUGACUCUGAAUGUGACCUAUGUAAAGGAAGUUAAAAUCACUGGGAAAACACGUGUGAAGGAGGGUGAGACUCUGAAUCUGACCUGCAGUGUUGAAAGUUUCCCUCCAUCUCUAAUCACAUGGACUAUAUAUUCUGACAAAUACAAGCAAAAUGGAACAGAAACUACUCAGCAGAACGACACUGAAACCUACCUGCAGGAAGAAAGUGGAAUAGGAACUUUUUCCAUCGCUAACAUGACAGCAGAAGAUUCAGGACAGUACACCUGCACAGCCAAACAUCUGAACAACACCCUGAUCCAAAACGUUGAUGUAACAGUGAUGUAUAUGAAAAAGCCUGUAAUCACUGGGAAUACGAUUGUUAAGGAGGGAGAUGCUCUGAAUCUGACCUGCAGUGUUGAAAGUUUCCCUCUAUCUCAUAUCACGUGGACUGUUCUUGGUUCCAACACACACCUGCGUAAUGGACCUGAGACUGGCCUGCAGAACGACACUGGAUCAGCCACACUUGUCAUUCACAAUGUGACUGUAGAACAUUCUGGACAGUACAUCUGUACAGCAAAACACCUGGACACGACUCUGACUGUAAAUGCUGAUAUAACUGUGACUUUGUUUCCAAAGAUCCUGAACAGCUCUGGAUGCAGAAAUCAGUCAGAGGUUCUGACCUGUAUGUGUAUCAGUGAGGGGUUUCCUUUACCCACCAUUAAAUGGCCGCUGUUGAAGGACCACACUGAAUACUCUGUUAUUACCACUGUGUCCAAACACACAGUCAACAGCACCAUCACCCUAAAAUCAAAUGACCACAACAGCACUGUUGUUCAGUGUGUCAGCAGCAAUGAGGCAAGCAGGGAGGCAAAAGAGAACUUCACCAUCCGAAUAAACGCAUCCGAACAAGAGG
Molecule: messenger RNA, 1676 nt
Organism: Micropterus dolomieu (smallmouth bass)
Lineage: Eukaryota; Metazoa; Chordata; Actinopteri; Centrarchiformes; Centrarchidae
Product: sialic acid-binding Ig-like lectin 10
Exons: 6
Source: RefSeq, a predicted model, not a curated record